Molecule: messenger RNA, 1755 nt
Organism: Juglans regia (Persian walnut)
Lineage: Eukaryota; Viridiplantae; Streptophyta; Magnoliopsida; Fagales; Juglandaceae
Product: protein DETOXIFICATION 55
Exons: 2
Coding region: 166-1650 (494 amino acids)
Biological process (GO): xenobiotic detoxification by transmembrane export across the plasma membrane
Cellular component (GO): membrane
Molecular function (GO): antiporter activity; xenobiotic transmembrane transporter activity
Source: RefSeq, a predicted model, not a curated record
ACUCACUUUGCUCUCUCUCUCUCUCUCUCUCUCUCGCUGUGUGUAUAUGUGCGUGGGAUCAACAGUGCGUUAGCAAAAGGAGAUCCCACCAUCAAAUAAACCCCUCGAAAUAUCUCCAUAUUGCUCAGACACCCAAAACACAAGUUUAAGCAAAAAGAAACAAAGAUGGUUGCGGCGGAGACACCUGAAAAGUACCCGACAAUGCCAGAGGUGCUGGAGGAGCUAAAGAGACUGACAGGCAUAGGCUUCCCUGUAGCGGCCAUGAGCUUUGUGGGCUAUCUGAAAAACAUGAUCUUAGUCAUGUACUUGGGAAGGCUGGGAAGCCUAGAGCUCGCCGGCGGGGCUUUAGCCAUUGGCUUCACCAACAUCACCGGCUACUCGGUCCUCUCGGGGCUGGCCAUGGGCAUGGAGCCCCUUUGCAGCCAGGCCUUUGGCUCACGAAACUUCUCCAUCCUAUGCCUUACUUUACACAGAACAAUUCUCAUGUUACUUCUGGCUUCAUUCUCCAUCGCUUUGCUAUGGAUUAACCUGGAACCUCUCAUGCUUAGCCUCCACCAAAACCCAGAUAUAACCCGAAUCGCUAGCCUAUAUUGCCGCUUUGCUAUCCCGGAUCUUAUUGCUAACAGCCUUAUUCAUCCUCUUCGUAUCUACCUGCGUAGUAAAGGGAAAACAUGGCCUUUGAUGUGGUGCAAUUUAUUAGGAGUCACUCUGCACGUUCCCAUCACCAUCUUCUUGGCCUUCACUCUCCGUCUUGGGGUAAAAGGAAUAGCAAUUUCGACUUUUGUAACCAGUUUCAACAUCCUUUUUUUCCUAUUGUGUUACACUGUCUACACUCGCACCCCUGAAGAGCCUUUGUACAUGCCACUCUCAAAGCAAUCUUUCCCACUUUCUUCUUCACCAGGGGAGGAAUGGGGGGUGCUGCUUCGAUUUGCAAUACCAAGUUGUCUGGCUGUUUGUUUAGAGUGGUGGUGGUACGAGUUCAUGACAAUUUUAGCAGGUUACCUCCACAAUCCUCGAGUGUCACUCGCAACAUCGGCCAUAGUAAUACAAACCACGGCUCUCAUGUACACAUUGCCAACAGCACUCAGCGCAUCGGUGUCAACUCGUGUAGGGAACGAGCUGGGAGCAAACCGGCCGGAGAGGGCCCGCCUGGCAACAAAGGUGGCGAUAGGGUUGGCCCUAGUGAGUUCUCUAGUGGGUUUGUUUUGGACCACUCUAGGGAAAGAAGCAUGGGGAAGAUUGUUCACAAAAGAGUGCGAGGUUCUAGAGCUAACCAUGGCUGUGCUACCGAUAAUUGGACUUUGUGAGUUGGGAAAUUGUCCACAAACAACAAGUUGUGGGAUUCUGAGAGGAAGCGCAAGGCCAGGGAUCGGUGCCGGGAUCAACUUUUAUUCAUUCUACUUGGUGGGUGCGCCACUGGCCGUAGUUUUAGCCUUUGUUUGGAAGCUAGGGUUUGUGGGUCUUUGUUAUGGGCUUUUGGCUGCUCAAAUUGCAUGUGCUGUCUCCAUCUUAGCAGUGGUGUUCAACACGGAUUGGAAGGGAGAGUGCUUGAAAGCCCAAAACUUGGUCGGAAAGGGUAAUGAUGCGUUUGGGUCGACGGCUGACCAACCAGUCAAAUGUGAAGACGGUCGUACUACUGAUUUUUGUUAAAGUUAUAUUAACUCGAGACAAUGACCGAUUUUGAAAGAUGGAAAACAGAUCAUCGAUCGACUUUGUGGCCACGGAACAGAGAUUAUAAAAUCAUUCGAAUUUAAC